AUGGCACGGAACCUCUCCGAGCCUGACAACAGGACUCUACAAACAGCUCUACAAGAAACAACUACCGCAGCCACCAUCAGAGCAGCUGAGGGCCAGAAGAUCUUCAGCCCGAUAGCUGUUUUUCUCGACAAACACCGCAAUCAGUCUACUGGCCUCAGUCCUCAUCUACAGAACGCCCUCGCUAUUCUUAGUGAUGAUCUAGCUGCUGUAGCCCAACGCCACUUCAAUGCCUAUAUCAGUGGCAUCACUCUUACUAUAUCCCCCUCCACCCCAUCCCCAGCCCUUAAUCCUGCCCCUGCCCCUCUUCCCCCAUCACCUCCCCCUUCACGUCCCCCCUCCGGUCUCGCUCAGUCCUCGUACGCAACUGUCACCAAGCCCAAGCCCAACCCAGCCAAGUCACUCACUGCUGUUCACCAAACAAAAUCUCCGAAGAAAAAGCUCACAACUGAUGUCAAACAAACCCACUCUGAUCACCGUCUUUUCGUGCGUCUGCCAGAUGACCACGCUGCCAAAAAGAUCGACUCCUAUGCUAUUUUCUCCAGUCUUCGCUCCCAACUAGGGACCAGCAGCAACGUUUUGAAAGAAGUACAAACUAUAAAGACCGGCUUUGCUCUCUGCCCGGCGUCUCCAGAGGCCCUGCCGAUUCUAGAGGCCCAGAAAGAAGUCAUAUCUGCUUACUUCGGUAACUGCCAAAUUGAAUGGAGCUCCCAAUGGAUCUCAUACAGAGUCACAAACCUACCAAAGAAAAUUGGCCAAAUUAUCAACGGCCAAUACUCUGUCAUUCCAGUCAAUCCGGCCAUGCUCUCUGCUGAAGUUGCCGAGCAAACAGGCCGUAGACCGGUGUCUGUCAGUGAGACCGCUACAAGUGCCGCCGAUACCAACUCACUGUCUUCAAGCUGGUUUGUCAACUUCUCUGAAGACACAAAGAUCUCCCUCCCAGCCCGGCUCCGUCUUUUCGGUACUGUCACCAAUGCCCGCUUUCUCACCCGGAAAGUCACAGUCAUCCAGUGCAACCGCUGCUGGAAGUGGCAUAACCCCCGGUCCUGUGCACGACCCCCAAGAUGCCGUCUCUGCGGCUCGUCUGAACACGCGGAAGAAAGGCAUACCAACAACUGCUCUAUCCCAGGCCCCCACUGUUGCCCCCCAAGAUGUUUUCACUGUCACGGACCCCAUCCAGCGGACUUCCCUGAGUUUCUACUUCGCCCCAAAGCGGGUAUUACUCACACCAAAGCACAACGAGCAGAAAUUCGAAAGACGAGCGCAAUCACUCUAGCAAAGGCUCGCACAGAACAAGGCUGCUCCUCAGAGCGCCCUACGGACACGCAAGAGCAAGCCAUGGCCAUAGACAUACCUCCCACGCAAACCCAGGUCGUCUCUCCGUUUCGACCAACCACUCCUCCGCCCCAGGAGCCACCGAAAGAACCUCCGGCCACAGCUAGCACAGUGCGAUUCGCAACCCCUAAACCACAAAACCGGUUCAACUCACUUCUCGAAGAACAACUAUGA
Molecule: messenger RNA, 1506 nt
Organism: Penicillium brevicompactum
Lineage: Eukaryota; Fungi; Ascomycota; Eurotiomycetes; Eurotiales; Aspergillaceae
Product: polymerase
Exons: 1
Coding region: 1-1506 (501 amino acids)
Source: RefSeq, a predicted model, not a curated record